Molecule: messenger RNA, 810 nt
Organism: Cladophialophora carrionii CBS 160.54
Lineage: Eukaryota; Fungi; Ascomycota; Eurotiomycetes; Chaetothyriales; Herpotrichiellaceae
Exons: 1
Coding region: 1-810 (269 amino acids)
Source: RefSeq, a predicted model, not a curated record
AUGGGCCUCAACAAUCACUACCGUUCAGUUUCGACGAACGAUGAAGCCUUUCCGCUCGCCGAGAAAGGCCUAAAGAGAGCCGGCUGGGGCAAGCAGUCCGUUUUCCUGUCCAUUGCGACGGGUACCCUGUUCAUCGCCAUUGUGGCCGCCGUCCUCUCCAUGAUCUCCUCCGUCUUCGUUUCUCACGACACCUCCUCCCAAGCAGUCGCCAGCUCGACCGCCAGUGCCGCCGCCGUUGUCGCGAGCACGGCUCUUACCUCAGCGACCCCCAUUGCGACUCCUAUCGUCGACGACGAAUCAUUGAAGACCGUCGAGGACUCCCAAACAUCCGAGGCUCCAAUCCAGGACUGCGGAAAUACCCCCGAUCAAGCAAGAGCAAAUGGCUGCAUCUUUGAUGUGAUGAUGCAACUCUGGACUCCUGCCGCCUGUUUCGACGAGGUUUUGUCAAAUCGAUUCCUCGAAGUCGGCAACUGGACCUGGUAUGCUGAUCCCGGCGCCACUCGUAUUUACACGCUGGAGGAAAUGAGAAAGGGCGAACAUGACGCGGUCUACGUUGCGCAGGACUAUCACGUCACCCACUGCAUUUACGCGUGGGAAAAGCUGGUCCGUGCCAUGAGAAACCAGGAACCUCUCAUCACCGAACUCAUCUCCUACGACCAUGUCAUCCACUGCCGGCACAAGACUCUCCAAAGACAAGACGGAGGCGCCUCAAUUCGUGGCGUCCGCGCACCAACCGGGUGGACACAAUGUGCCCCGUACGACACAUGGAAGAACCACCUGCCUCCCAACGAGCACUCUUCAGUUGACUAA